Ascochyta rabiei is the source of this 1323-nucleotide messenger RNA. RefSeq lists its product as uncharacterized. The record is from RefSeq and is a predicted model, not a curated record. The coding region runs from base 1 to 1323 and encodes 440 amino acids. The transcript is spliced from 3 exons. NCBI's taxonomy places the organism in Eukaryota, Fungi, Ascomycota, Dothideomycetes, Pleosporales, Didymellaceae.
AUGGUGAGAACGGUGCUCCCAAUCGAUGCGAGGAGACCGUCGUGGUUCUUGCUGCUCCUCUUGGCCUCCCACCUCACUACAGGCAUGGCGGACGAUACAACAUUGAGCGACCUCUCUACCGCCGCAGCAGCAGCCUCGUCGUCGCCAUCCCAGACCGUUCUCCAGUCCAGUACCGCGACUACUCCUCAAACGCCCCAAACCCACACCAUCCAAAUAGGUCUCCUGGAUCACAAGAUGCGGCCCGAAACGACUGAGGCCGCAGUAGGAGACUUCAUUCAAUUUGACUUCUAUCCACUCAAUCACAGUGUGGUCCGUGCCGAAUACGGAUUCCCCUGUGUACCCUACGAGAUGACUGGAACCGAUAAAAAAGGCUUUUUCUCUGGCUUUCGUCCUGUAGACCGGGUGCUAGAUCGUCCACCGGAAUACACCGUUCAGAUCAACGACACUGAGGCAAUCUUCUUCUACUGUUCAGCACCGGGCAGCUGCAUCACGUAUGGGAUGGUCGGCGGUAUCAAUCUGAACAGCAGUAUGAGCAUCGACAAGCAAAGGACAUUAGCUAUGGACUCAGCAUACAUGCUGCAACCUGGCGAGCCCUUUCCUGCUGAAUCACCCCUACCAAGCGGCAACCCAGCAUCCUCCGUUUUGCCUUCUCCAUCGCCCUCCACGUCCUUGAGCCCCUCAGUGAGCGUUUCCCACACCUCUGGCGGCCUGAGUAAAGGCGCCAUAGCCGGCAUCGUGGUCGCUGCCGUAUGUGCAGUCCUCUUUGGUGCCCUACUCUUUUUCUGCUGGGGCCGCACAAAGUCUCUUCGCGAAGCAAUCGACCGCAGAGACGGCACAGUCCGCCGCGUCAGCGCCAGUCCAAACCAAAUCAUGGAAUACAGCAAUCUACAUCACCACGUCCAGCCCCACCACGUACAUGACGCCAGCCACGCAGGAUAUCAAACCCCUGCUCCCCCUGCUGGGCAUCCUGGCAGCCCGUCCUCAGGCUACGGACACCAGCACCAGAACAGUGCAGGCACCGGCUAUCUCCCCACCAACCACCCUGCCAAGUACACGAGCUCCACAGCGACCCAUCCUGGCUACCACACUGUGAGUCCUGGAUCACCGCCGCCGGGAAGCAUGGGCCUGAAUGGACAUCCUUUCAUGCACUCCGCCGCCCACGAUCCCUCGUCGAGAGGCACGCCGGCACCCGGGUACUAUGAGACGUUUCCGCACGGCCAAGCGCAAGAGCAAGUCCGCGAACGCCCGGUCGAGAUGGAGGCCAUCACGGCUGUCAGUACGGUGGUGGACACAGAUGAGGUGAAUCGGGCGAGUAAGUUCUGA